AGACCAAUCAGAGCGCGCGCUGAUGGAAGGUAGUGGGUUUGAGGCACACCGGGUCUACAUGCAGGAGGUGUCUGGAGAAUAUUGUGAGGUGUAACCUACAAAUGAUGUGAAGAAGGAUUGCCUUUUAUUUCGUUUUUAUUUCGUUUCACAGAGCCCUGGAUAUACAUUUUCUUCGUUUGGAAUAUAUUUUUAAUACAAUCAAUGUUAUUGACUUGAUGUUGGAUCCAGUUAAACUUUUCUUCGCUAUCCGACAUUGCUCAAUGCAUUCCUCUUUAGACCGACGGUUUUAUGGACUUCUGUAUUAGCUAAUGAUGUCUAUGGGUUUCAUGCCUGAUCGUUUGAAUGCUUCAGAUCCCUCCAAAUCUGCAUUUUUAGAGUUUGGGUACGAGCACCCUGCGCACCAGCAGCAUUCCCAAGGAAUCUCUCACAUCUACCCCGUUAAUGGCUUACAUUCUGCCGGACAUUCUCAACACGGUAGUCCCUUCUCUCCCAGCGCGUCCUCUUAUGGCCGCUCCCUGGGCUACGCCUACCCCAGCGCGGUGAACACUCAUCCCCCAAGUGCCUACAUGCCCUACCAGCACAACAAUCACAGUUUGGCGCACUCCAGAUUAGAGGAGACAGACCAUGAGAAGUCUACAGUGAUUGAGAAUGGGGAAAUUCGCCUGAAUGGUAAAGGAAAGAAAAUACGCAAACCUCGGACCAUCUACUCCAGUCUGCAGCUACAGGCGCUCCACCAGAGGUUUCAGCAGACACAAUACCUGGCUUUACCCGAGCGCGCGGAUUUGGCGGCAAAAUUAGGGCUGACCCAAACACAGGUGAAAAUAUGGUUUCAAAACAAGCGCUCGAAAUAUAAGAAAAUAAUGAAGCACGGCAGCGGACCGGAGGGUGAACAUCUCCACAGUACGUCAUCUAUCUCUCCCUGUUCACCCGGCAUGCCCCAACUUUGGGAGGUGUCAAUGGCAAACAAAGGGACCCCUAUGCACCCCAACAAUUACAUGAACAAUUUUGGUCACUGGUACCCAAACCAUCACCAGGAUCCUAUGUGCAGACCUCAAAUGUUAUGAGCGAACCAUCUUAACACAUUGCGCGGUGCUGUAAAACACCACACACACAACCAUUUGGAACAUUUUAAAGGCCUAAAGGCCUAUAGGCUGCCUACACCCAAACGCAAACGUGUUUCGUCUAUCAAGUUUGAAUUGUGUGUAUACGUGUGUUAAAUUUCUUUUAUUGCAGUGUAUGUUUUUGGAUGAAGAUUUGUUAUGUAGGCCUAUGGUUAUUUCGUAUGUGUCCACUUUACGCACUGUUCUUUAGAUUGGAACGGUUUUGGUGAGAAUUGUGCUGGCAGGUGGAAACAUGCGUAUGAUUUGAUUCCAGCAGGGUACAUGCACCUGAAUAUGUGUGUCGACUGGUUAUGACCGUUUUAUUGAUGUGAUUAACAGGAGUGCCCCAGUCCACGUUUGGAUCGCUAGUCUCAGCAAUUAUGAACUCAUUAUGCAUAAUAAAUGUCCUAUUUGUUUGAUAAAAACUG
Molecule: messenger RNA, 1528 nt
Organism: Oncorhynchus kisutch (coho salmon)
Lineage: Eukaryota; Metazoa; Chordata; Actinopteri; Salmoniformes; Salmonidae
Product: homeobox protein Dlx4b-like
Exons: 3
Coding region: 309-1064 (251 amino acids)
Biological process (GO): regulation of transcription by RNA polymerase II; cell differentiation; embryo development
Molecular function (GO): RNA polymerase II cis-regulatory region sequence-specific DNA binding; DNA-binding transcription factor activity, RNA polymerase II-specific
Source: RefSeq, a predicted model, not a curated record